This is a messenger RNA of Medicago truncatula (barrel medic), 2468 nucleotides long. RefSeq names its product pentatricopeptide repeat-containing protein At5g61400. The transcript has 2 exons. Gene Ontology annotation, molecular function: mRNA binding; protein binding. The record is from RefSeq and is a predicted model, not a curated record. Lineage: Eukaryota; Viridiplantae; Streptophyta; Magnoliopsida; Fabales; Fabaceae. Bases 84 to 1817 code for a protein of 577 amino acids.
UCAUACCUCAUUUAAUUAGAUUUAAAAUUACAAUUGAAGUUGAAGCUUGCAAACCAAUGUUAAGGUAAGAAAGGUGAACAAAAAUGUUGUCUCCCCACUUUUUCACUCAGUUUUGUCAAGAGCUAUUGUCCUUUUCUGCUUCUUCAAACGCAAUGUUGAAGUUGUUACGUCGCAAAAACAUUCUAAUCACAUUCAACAAAAACCUUUCAUCAAUCACCAAAUCAACCUCUUUCUCUUCAAACUCCUUCAUAAAAAACACAAACACCAAAAACAACAUCACAAAAACAACUUCACUCAAAAAACAACACCUUCACAUCUCAAACAAACCCACCACAUUACCUUCUUUACGCGAAUGCAACGCACUUCUUCAUUCGUUAGUUAAAUCAAAGAAGUUUGAUUCCGUGUGGAGUGUUUAUAAUAACUUGUUGUCGCGUGGGUUAUUGCCUACUCUGAUCACAUAUGGAAUUUUAUUGAACUGUUGUUGUAAUCAGGGUGAUUUUAGUAAUGCCCGCAAGGUGUUUGAUGAAAUGAUUCAAAGAGGAAUUGUACCUAAUGUGGUGGUUUACACUACUCUUAUUCGAGUUUUUUGUAAUGAGGGUGAUAUGGAUGAAGCAGAGAGGUUUCUUAAGUUGAUGAGGGAAUCUGGGGUGGAACCGAAUUUGUAUACUUAUGUUACUCUUAUUGAUGGGUAUUGUAAAACGGGUAAUGUUAAACGUGUUUUUGAAAUUUAUAGUGAUAUGUUACGGAAUGGUUUGCAUCCUGAUGUUGUGACUUUUGCGAUUUUGGUAGAUGUUUUGUGCAAGGUGGGUGAUUUGGAGGCUGCGCGGAACUGCUUUGUUUAUAUGGAUAAAUUUGGUGUUUUUCCUAAUUUGUAUGUUUAUAAUUGUUUGAUUGAUGGUUACUGUAAGGCGGGGGAUUUGGUUGAAGCAAUGCGAUUGCGAGAUGAAAUGGAACGGAAUGGAGUUUUCGGGGAUGUUUUUACUUGUAGUAUACUUGUUAAGGGUUUAUGUGACUCGGGUAGGUUUGAGGAAGCUAAGAAUUUGAUGGAGGAGAUGGAAAAAGCAGGGGUUUUUGCUAAUGCUGUGACUUACAAUGCGGUGAUCGAUGGAUACUGCAAAAUGGGUGAUAUGGAGAAGGCUAUUGAGGUGUGUUCACAAAUGACUGAAAGGAAGAUAGAACCCAAUGUGAUUACAUUUUCUACAUUGAUUGAUGGGUUUUGCAAGAAAGGGAACAUGAAAGCUGCUAUGGGGUUGUAUAUAGAAAUGGUUAUCAAAGGUCUUGUGCCUGAUGUGGUGACUUACACGGCUUUGAUCGAUGGCCAUUGCAAGGUUGAGAAUAGCAAAGUGGCUUUCGAAUUGCAUAAGGAGAUGAUGGAAGCAGGACUAACACCAAAUGUUGUCACAGUUACUUCUUUGAUUGAUGGCCUCUUGAAAGAAGGAAAGACUUACGGUGCAAUCAAACUUUUCUUGGAGAAAACUGAAGUUGGUUCCCCUGGAGGUAAAACGGAUCAUAGCGGGGUGUGUUCUCCAAAUGAGGUUAUGUAUGCUGCUUUAAUUCAAGGUUUAUGCAAAGAUGGGCGUAUUUUUAAGGCCACUAAGUUUUUCAAAGAUAUGAGAUGUAGUGGUUUCAAACCAGACAUGGUGCUUUAUGUUAUCAUGUUGGAGGCACAUUUUCGAUUCAAGCACAUGUUUGAUGUAAUGAUGUUGCAUGCAGACAUGCUGAAGACGGGUGUUCUAAGAAAUACUUCCGUAUGUCGUGUGUUGACUAGAGGUUACGAAGAGAAUGGAGGUUUGAAACUAGACCGAUACAAAAAAUAGAAAAAUCCAUUAAGUGGAUGAGCUUGCAUUGCUGUGCAUGGUAAUGAAAUUACCUGUAAACUUUACAUGUCAUGAAGGGUCAAUUGGGUAGACUUGGGAUGUUUGUGAACUGAAAUUGCAACUCGGCUAACUCAGGGGAUUCUCAAUUUUCCAUGCUUAACAUUAGUGCCAUCAUUCAUCAUUGAAUCAAUGAUUUUUGGCUACUAGGAGUAUGUUGCUGUUUUUUGUUUCUGCUCAUUCAUCUCUAAUGCACAUGCCAAUACUUACUUUAUCACCAUGAGUCGGAAAAGAGGCGUCAACGUUGCAUUUUGUUCGUCCUGCUGCUGAUUUUUUCCAGACACUACAACUUGGAGCAGCCUGUUCCAUAUCAGUUCGGACUGCAGCUUCACAAACAAUUUCCGAUCGGACAAUAGCGCUUGAGCGCGCAUGAGAACAUUAGUUUGAGCAUCUUUAGUAUUGUUCCAGACUUCGUUGUUCCAUUGCUUCCAAAUCAAAUUUCAUGAGCCAUAUCAUUGUAAAAAUAUCACAAAUCUAGGCUGAAAUGUUAGCUUAACAAAAUUAGAGGUUUGGUUGGACUCUCGGAACAAUUAUAUGAUAUGUAACUUGAGCAAGUCCUCACUUGAAAAUAGUUGAAUGCUUAUGAUUCUCACG